Molecule: messenger RNA, 2142 nt
Organism: Aspergillus versicolor CBS 583.65
Lineage: Eukaryota; Fungi; Ascomycota; Eurotiomycetes; Eurotiales; Aspergillaceae
Product: tryptophan synthase
Exons: 3
Coding region: 1-2142 (713 amino acids)
Biological process (GO): L-tryptophan biosynthetic process
Cellular component (GO): cytoplasm
Molecular function (GO): tryptophan synthase activity
Source: RefSeq, a predicted model, not a curated record
AUGGAACACAUUAAGCAAGCAUUCUCACGAGCAGCUCAGCAGCAGCGCGCGGCUCUAGUGGCCUACAUCACUGCAGGAUAUCCUACCAUUGAAGACACAGUCGAUAUUCUCCUUGGCCUAGAAAAUGGUGGUGCUGCAGACGUUAUCGAGCUCGGUGUCCCAUUCACUGACCCUAUCGCGGAUGGGGCAGUAAUCCAGGCCGCAAAUUCAAAAGCACUGGCCAACGGCGUCACAAUCUCAACUGUGUUGGCACUGGUUCGAGAAGCACGAACGAGAGGCGUCACAGCGCCAAUUUUGUUAAUGGGAUAUUAUAACCCUAUUUUGCGCUACGGCGAGAAGAACAUGGUUCGUGACUGCAAGAAGGCAGGGGUUAGUGGCUUUGUGAUGACGGACCUUCCACCAGAGGAGGCUGGCUACUUUCGCGGUCUUUGCAUUUCGAGUGGUCUUUCGUUCAUUCCAUUGAUCUCUCCCGCGACGCCCGAACCACGCGUGAAGACUUUGUGUGAAAUGGCUGAUUCGUUCGUUUAUGUGAUUUCGAGGAUGGGCGUUACUGGUGCUGCCGAUCAACAGGUCAAUGGUCUUUCAAGACUCAUGGACCGAGUCAGGAGCUGGUCGGUGGAUCUCCCAACAGCGGUCGGGUUUGGGGUAAGCACAAGAGAGCACUUCUUGGCUGUGCAGGAUAUUGCCCAGGGCUGCGUGAUUGGCAGUCAGAUAAUCAGUGUGGUAGGCAGAGCGCCUCCUGGUAUGGCUGCCGAACAUGCUGAAGAGUACCUGGCGGGUAUUACCGGGCGUAGACUCGGAAGGGAUGGGCAUGGGAUGUCGCUGGACGCGGUUGGAGAUGUUGAUAAAGGCCUGGCCAAACCAAAGAUACAAUUCCAGGAUGAUGAUGAUGAUCUUCCAUCCCAAGCCUCUCCAGCCCCAAGAGUAUCUGGGAUCUCCCCCAAUCCAGGGUCAAGGUUUGGCGAGUUUGGCGGCCAGUACGUCCCCGAAUCUCUGCUAAAGUGUCUAGCGGAACUGGAGGCCGGUUUUAAGGACGCACGACAGGAUCCUGUCUUCUGGGAUGAGUACCAUGCUCAGUACGCCUAUAUUGGCAGACCCAGCAACCUACACCUAGCCGAGCGCCUCACUGAGCAUGUAGGGGGAGCGAAUAUUUGGCUAAAGCGGGAGGACCUGAACCAUACAGGGAGCCACAAAGUUAACAAUGCCCUAGGUCAGAUCCUCCUGGCACGAAGACUAGGCAAAACUCGAAUCAUUGCCGAGACGGGUGCUGGGCAACAUGGCGUCGCAACGGCAACUAUCUGCGCCAAGUUUGGUCUCAAAUGCACCAUAUAUAUGGGGGCGGAAGAUACUCGCCGUCAGGCACUGAACGUGUUUCGGAUGAAGCUUCUUGGUGCCGAAGUUGUGGCCGUGGAGACGGGGAGCUGCACUCUUCGCGAUGCAGUCAGCGAGGCCCUUCGAGCUUGGGUUGCCAGUAUAGACAGGACACAUUAUGUGCUGGGAUCAGUGGCCGGACCUCAUCCAUUUCCAACCAUAGUGCGAACUUUCCAGUCGGUGAUUGGAGAAGAGACCAAACAACAGCUACAUCAGGCUAUAGGGGGGCUCCCUGACGCUGUUGUUGCCUGCGUUGGUUGUGGCAGCAAUGCCUCGGGGAUGUUCCACCCGUUCAUCAAGGAGCCCGUGCAGCUCUUGGGUGUCGAAGCUGGCGGGGAUGGACUUGAUACAUUGCGGCAUUCAGCGACACUCAGCCAGGGAAGCAAGGGUGUUCUCCACGGGGUAUACACCUAUAUCCUGCAGGAUCAGGAGGGCCAGAUUGCCCCAACUCAUUCCAUCUCUGCAGGAAUGGAUUACCCAGGAGUUGGCCCGGAACUGAGUUCCUGGAAAGACAGCCAGAGGGCGCGGUUCAUAGCUGCCACAAAUGCCGAAGCAUUGAUGGGAUUCCGCGCUCUGGCACAAUACGAAGGGAUCUUGCCCGCUCUGGAAUCCUCUCAUGCCGUGUACGGGGCAAUGAAACUGGCCGAGACAAUGACCAAAGGCAAAAAUAUUGUCGUCAGCCUGAGUGGGCGAGGGGACAAGGACGUACAGAGCAUUGCUGACAGUCUCCCCCGGCUGGGUCCAGAAAUUGGGUGGGAUCUGCGAUUUUGA